Molecule: messenger RNA, 4063 nt
Organism: Nymphalis io (European peacock)
Lineage: Eukaryota; Metazoa; Arthropoda; Insecta; Lepidoptera; Nymphalidae
Product: BRCA2-interacting transcriptional repressor EMSY
Exons: 6
Coding region: 120-3224 (1034 amino acids)
Biological process (GO): regulation of DNA-templated transcription
Cellular component (GO): nucleoplasm
Source: RefSeq, a predicted model, not a curated record
GUUAGCCCUAGUUUGAAGUAAACAGUAUGGAUAUUUGCCAGUAAAGUAUUUUAAUAAAAUAUGGUUCAAAUCGUACAAAUGAAUAGUAAUUUAUGAGUGUUUAAUGUAAAAGAUUAAACAUGUGGCCUAUGCUUCUUAAUAUGACACGCGACGAAUGUCGUCGGACGCUUAGAAGACUCGAAUUGGAAGCCUACUCGAAUAUGAUAAGUGUAUUCAGAGCACAAGGAGCAUUAGAAGACAACAGAAAAAAGUUGCUUGAAGAACUACGCGCCGUUUUGCACAUUAGCAAUGAUCGACAUAGCGCUGAGGCGCGUCGCGUGUCUAAUGACGAACUCUUAGCUACUAUUGCUGAACAAUUAGCCGGUCCUAACACAGGGCUAGGAUGGAUAAGCGAAGGAAGAAGAUUAAUACCACUUAUGCCAAGAGGAAUUGCACAGACAAUGUAUACAGAAAUAGCAGAUAAAGCUGCUGAAGCAGCGGCAGCAGAAAACAGAGAAAUCAAAAAUAGAAUUGAGACUGAGAAAUUAAUAGCUCCUAAGUCAAAUGAGGAGGAAAUGCCAGAUCAUGAAGGCCAGACUGCUGAAGGGUCUCAAUCAAAUGAACUAAUGGAUGAAAUGUCAUAUCCACCGAUUGCCUUGGAAGACAGUACUGCAAAAAUUUGGGAAACUGAACUCCUUAGCCGUAAAAGAAAAAUAGCAGAAGGGGGCAAUUUACCCGAUGAUUCAUCAACACCAGUUAAAAAUAUGAGAAACAUACCACUAAACACAAAUCAAAAACAUCUUAAUUUAUCACAAGUUUAUUCAAGAUAUUCACAGCCAGCUUCAAGUAAAUCAUCAGGGCAUUCUAAACAUUCAUACAAUCAAGUAAGCAAAGUUUCAACAAGUAAAUCCAGUCAACCUCAUGCAGUUCGAUCACUGAAACAUAGAUCCCAUAAACAAAGUUCCAAAAGCACAACACAAGCCUCUCUGAAAGCACAAAGAAAAACUCAGGAACAAUCAUUGUCACCGAGUAGACAGUAUAAUUCAGGACAACAAGCAGAUUACUCAGGGCCACCUGGUUCUUUUCAAGCGAGCUAUGCUCAAUCAAUAUUAGGAAAUAAAACAAAAACAGACUACUUAGAUGAAAUUAAACCGAAAGUACUUUCAUCUCCCAGUAUGGUCUCAGACUCACCAACAAUGCAACUUUUAACCCAACCUGCCACAGUGCCUCAUGAGUUGGCAAUGUCAGACAGUGCUCACCCUGAUGAUCCAUCGUCAUUACAAGCUCAGGCUACCCCUGUUACCAAGCACCCUGUGAGUGGUAAGCCCUGCCAACUCAUAAUAAAAAAACGCGGAGAAGUUGGUACAGAUAAAAAAGUACAAAUGUCUGAAUUUAAAGUCAUACAAAAGCCUACUGAAGAAGUUAAAUUUCUAUCAAAUAGGCAAAUGGUCGUGUCCCCAAGUCCAGCACAUAAAUCCAUUAAUGCAAGCAGCAAAAUUGUUACAACUAAAGUGAUUGGUUCACUCCCAAAAUCAAGAACAUCACACACUCCUGUUCUACAAUCAGACAAAAUGAUUGUUGUAUCAAAAUCGUCAAUUGAAAAUAGAUUGACUAAUUCGAAAGUUAUUAUCAAUUCUUCAGUGAAUGCAACACCUACUAAGGAUAACGUACAUAGUAUAACAAAUAGCAUAUCAAAUAAAACAACAGAAACUUUAACUCCAAAAGGAAUACCAGCUACAGAUUUGAAAGUAUCUGCUAAAACUUUUGUCGUAAAUCCGAAAUCAGGCCAAAAAAUGGUUGUUUUACCCGCAAAGGCGUGUAAAGAAGGACAACUUCCAUUGUUUCAUUUUAAAGGAAUUCCAACAAAUAUGAAAUUAGUGUCAGUUAGUUCACAUAAUUCUCAAGCAACAAAAUCACCUGCAAUCAAUGUUGUAUCUAAUCAGACAGUCGUAAAUGCGAUACCUUCAAGCGCGAAAAUUGUUGGUGUAGAACCAAUAAAAACUGCUAAUAUGGCAGAUAUUGUUCCUGUAAAAGGCCUUACACCCCCCAUUCCUACUCCCAAAAUACCUAAUCCUAUAAUUAGACCUAUGAAUUCGAAAGGCAAUAUUAUAGUCGUCCAGAAAGGAGCCACCUUAGGCAAAACUCUCACAUUUACUAAAAAUGGAAAUGAUGUGUCCAAAAUAAUUAUGGGAAAAAAUGUUAACAAAUUAUUGCAAACAACAAAAUCAGAUCAAGUAGACCCAUCAAAAUCAAGUAAUGUUAUUGUUUUGGAACUAAAUAAUGAACAAACAGGCCGAACGACAACUAUGUCUGAAAUAUUAUGUAGUCACAAUAGUAAUGCUUCAUGUACUCCUGAAAAAGAUCAAACAAACAUUGAUCAAGAGAUCACUCAAGAAACUCCAGUGUUGUUUGAAAACCAAAUAACGCCAGAAAUUUGCAACACAAGCAGCAUAGAUUCAACAACUAGUUUACAAGAAAUAGAUAGAUUAGACCAAUCUACCGUAGGUAUAAUAGGACAGAGUGAAAAGGAAAAAUCUGAUUUUAUUAAGGAAACAGAGGCCGUUAAAGAUACUUCGAGUGUUGCAGACUGGGAAAUGGAAUUAGAUACUACUCCAGGCAAAAGUAAAGACGACGUCGACAAAUUAAACUCCUUACACUUAGAUCUUGGCAUGUCCAGUGAUAGCGAAAACGAAUUCAUUGUCGAUAGUCACGAAGCGAAAACUGAACACUUAGCCGCGGAAAGAAUGCAAACAGAGACACCCACAGGUGAUAACAUCGAACGAUAUACCAAUUCGAGUGCUCUGUCUCGAACUACGAGAACACUACUUAGUCAGCUCCAGGAUGACGGUUCAUCAAGUAACGAUUCGUCAUUCGCUAUUAAAUCGAAAUGUUUGAGUAAAAUACAGGAUAUCGAUAUCAAAAUCGACAAGUCUGAGUCUGAGGCGCUUUCGAAAGCCAGGGCAAAACUUUCGGAAAAAGUGGCAGAGGCUAAGUCACAGCAGAGACGGAUAGAUAUUUAUAGUACAGCCAUAACAACGUCGGAGAUUAAUUUAGAUUCGUUUUCGUAUCUAGACGAGAGCUUGAUGGCGGGUGAUGAUGAGUUUCCGUCGGAGGUUAAGAGGGAAGCUCGCCAGGGCGACGUACUCGACGAUCAACUCAGUCGACUCCUAGGCGAAGACUCGGCUAACUCGACUGACUCACAAACUGUAAGUGAAAGUUUGGCUAUAGAUAAAAAUGAGCAAUAAAUUAAUAGGUAUAUUGAGAAUUGGUAAAAUAUCUUUAAAAUGUAAUAGUACUAGUUUAAGCUGGGACACUUGUGAGCGUUGACGUGAAAUGAUGCGUACGGACAUGACAUUGAGGUUGCGGAAUUUUAAACUAAUGUGUGUAUUAUUUGUGAAUGAAUCGUUUGUAUUGUAUGAGUUGUCUUUAAUAAAAGAGGCUAAAAGAAUAAUAAUUUAAUAAUUUUGAAGACUCCUGCCUGUUCCAAGAACCAAAAAACUACUGAAACAAUUACACUUAAAAGUGGAUAUUUUUUUUAUUCCGAAUAAUAUAUUUUUUUAAAUUGGUAAAAUUUUAAACCAGUUUGUUAAUCAAUUUUGUCAUUUAACAAAUCAGCUGAAAAAGCUGGUUUGUCUUAAAAUUAUAUAAUAUUUUUCGGAGAAUUGGCUUAUUUUUAAUGAUAAAUCUUGCCAAUAUUUUUAUUACGUAACAGAAAAGGACAUUUAAAAAUUAACUUUUAUUGAGACAUGUUGCAUAAUUAUAUUUAAGACAUAUUGCAAUCACAAUAUUGUCAAGAUGAUUUACCUAGUUCAUAUAAUAUAGUUGUUUUGACUUAAACCUUAACUUUUAUCAUUACAAAAAAAAAACAACAAUAAUAGUAUUGUUUUCUUACAUAGACAAACAGACUCUAAGAGUCCUGAUUAACCCUUCUUCUGAAAUUAUAUAGGUAACAUCUCUACAAAAACCUAUUCUUUUGCUUUUUUUAUUGUAGGUAUUUUAGUCAUUUGAAUUUGAUAUAUCUUUCAUAAUACUAACCUAAAACAAAGUAUUUAUUUAUUUGAAAAAAUAAUAUACUUACAGCAAU